This is a messenger RNA of Cynoglossus semilaevis (tongue sole), 1945 nucleotides long. RefSeq names its product protein arginine methyltransferase 1 (gene prmt1). Gene Ontology annotation, cellular component: nucleus. NCBI's taxonomy places the organism in Eukaryota, Metazoa, Chordata, Actinopteri, Pleuronectiformes, Cynoglossidae. Gene Ontology annotation, molecular function: protein-arginine omega-N asymmetric methyltransferase activity; histone methyltransferase activity; protein-arginine omega-N monomethyltransferase activity. The coding region runs from base 35 to 1114 and encodes 359 amino acids. Gene Ontology annotation, biological process: peptidyl-arginine methylation, to asymmetrical-dimethyl arginine; chromatin remodeling. The transcript is spliced from 10 exons. The record is from RefSeq and is a predicted model, not a curated record.
CGCUCUGGUUGUCAGUAUUCAUACCUGGCAACCCAUGUAUUCUCUCACAUCCGGGCUGCAAAUCGAAAUGGCCGCGACAGCAGAGAGGAUGGAGGUUUCUCAGGGGGAAAGUUCAGCCAAGCCUGCAGCUGAGGACAUGACGUCCAAAGACUACUACUUUGACUCCUACGCCCACUUUGGCAUCCAUGAGGAGAUGCUGAAAGACGAGGUUCGAACACUGACCUACCGCAAUUCCAUGUUCCACAACAAGCACUUGUUUAAGGACAAAGUGGUGUUGGAUGUGGGCAGUGGAACUGGCAUCCUCUGUAUGUUUGCUGCUAAGGCUGGAGCCAAGAAGGUGAUCGGGAUCGAGUGCAGCAGCAUCUCAGACUACGCCAUCAAAAUUGUCAAGGCCAACAAGAUGGACAAUGUUGUGACCAUCAUUAAGGGGAAGGUGGAGGAGGUGGACCUGCCGGUGGAAGGAGUGGACAUCAUCAUUUCAGAGUGGAUGGGUUACUGUCUGUUUUACGAGUCCAUGCUGAACACAGUCCUCUAUGCCAGAGACAAGUGGCUGAAACCAGAUGGACUCAUUUUCCCUGACAGAGCGACGCUCUACGUCACUGCCAUUGAAGACAGACAGUACAAGGACUACAAAAUCCACUGGUGGGAGAACGUGUACGGCUUCGACAUGUCCUGCAUCAAGGAGGUGGCCAUCAAGGAACCCCUGGUUGAUGUGGUGGACCCCAAACAGCUGGUCACUAGUGCUUGUCUCAUCAAGGAGGUGGACAUCUACACAGUGAAGGCGGAGGACCUGACCUUCACCUCACCGUUCUGCCUGCAGGUGAAGAGGAACGACUACAUCCAUGCUUUGGUCACGUACUUCAACAUAGAGUUUACCCGCUGCCACAAGAGGACUGGCUUCUCCACAAGCCCAGAGUCUCCCUACACCCACUGGAAGCAGACGGUCUUCUACCUGGACGACUACCUGACAGUGAAGACUGGGGAGGAGAUCUUUGGCACAAUCAGCAUGAAGCCAAACGUCAAGAACAAUAGAGACCUGGACUUCACGGUAGACAUCGACUUCAAGGGUCAACUGUGUGAGGUGUCGAAGACAUCAGAGUACAGGAUGCGUUAGUCUGCCUCCCUGUGGUGAUAGAAUGAAAAUUCACUUUGACCUGGAGUCCAUAUAAAAGUUGGAUGUUCCUGUGCAGCAACAUUUUAAAGAUUGUCUUUUUUUGGUUUCUUCUUUUUCCGUCUCCAAACAAUAACAGUAUUUAAUAGGUUUUUUUUUUCCUUUGUUGGAGUCAGACUAUGUUGUCGUGGUAACUAAUUAUGCAGUCGCAAUUAACAGACAUGCAGUUACACUUGUGCUUAGGUGUUUGUGUGCAACAUCUUGAUUCUUUUUCUCUUUCAAAUCCAAACACAAACUCCACAUCUGAGCGUCUGCGUUGACAUGUCUACAUGUCUGCUCCAUGUUACUGCUCUAGUCCAUGGUUUGGGUCAGAACAUGUUUGUCCAUGAUCUGACCUUUAUUUAGAUUUGGUUGAACCUGUUGGUGCAUGGAUUGUUGGAUGUGUGUAGAUUUUAAAGCCCUUACUCCUCAACUAUUGUUUAAAAAAACGUGAGCCGGGGUAACAGUGGACUUUUAUGAUGCCUCCAACAGUAAGACGUCCAUGUAGUUUUAUUCAGUGCUGCACUGGUGACAGUAGGGGGCGCUGUAGAGACUGGAAGCCAUACUGCUUUACUGACUCCCGUCACCUUCUCUGUUGAACUCAUAGCAACAUAGCAUUUGUAACAAACAAGUGAAUUUGUGCAAUAUGUGCGAGGUCACGAACUGUCUUUUCUACUUUACCAUAGAUGGGGGGGGAUGACAUGAGCAUCUGCAGCUUCACUGUUUCCUGUGUGCAUUGCAUUGUGGGAAUUCAGUGUAGACCAUCGACUUGUAUGAAUGUGUGUGUGUGUGUGA